AUGAAGGAUCAUCUCAAACAAAUUCAUGGCUCAUCACAAGAGGUUCACGAUGCCGACCUCAAUUUCAAGAAGAAAGUUGCCAAAAAGGUGGCCUCGAUAAGGAAUGACUACAGUCUUGAAGAGCUCAUCAUCAAAAUCGCGCGAGACCUCAAAGAGAAUCGAUCUGAAAGGUCAGCAUCGAUCGACUCGGCGGUAGGAUUCGAGUUGGAAGAUUUGAGGGUCACAAAGGUGGACGAGCCUAUAACGCCACCACCCGUGCCCUACGAAGGCUCCUCUCGGAUUUUCGUUGAUGAGGCGUACAGAAUGACUCCUGCGGACGACAGGACACGAGACAAUGGAUUUCAGCCUUCGCAGGCUAUUCCUGAAGCUAGCUUCACGCCGUCAGAAAAUGACUCAUAUUUUGAUCUAUCGCACGAACAUACACCUCAGUCCGGUUCGGAUACCGUCACAGUCAGCGCGCCAUUCGCAAGCCAAGGAGACGCUCUACAUCAUCUGAACAAUGACCUAUUUGCCAUAUUCAGUCACCAGACCAACGACGAUUUUGUAUACCAUGGUUCUACUAGUGCACCGAUGGCUCACAAUCUAUCCAAAGAGAGUUUGGAGAUGCUGCCAGUGACCUGUCCCAGCCUUGAAGAGCAAAGCCAAGUAUGGUCAUCAAUUACAAACGAGUACCUCAACGGUCUCAACGAAGGGUUCGGCACAGAAGACUGGGUUCAGAUGAGCAUGCUUGGCGAGGAGGUAGGGAGUUAUCAAGAUCAGGAGGUCUUUACUGGCGCAUGA
Alternaria burnsii is the source of this 780-nucleotide messenger RNA. RefSeq lists its product as uncharacterized. The transcript has 3 exons. Lineage: Eukaryota; Fungi; Ascomycota; Dothideomycetes; Pleosporales; Pleosporaceae. The record is from RefSeq and is a predicted model, not a curated record. Bases 1 to 780 code for a protein of 259 amino acids.